Molecule: messenger RNA, 1080 nt
Organism: Somion occarium
Lineage: Eukaryota; Fungi; Basidiomycota; Agaricomycetes; Polyporales; Cerrenaceae
Source: the annotation of a GenBank genome assembly
GUGAGACACCGAACCUGCACCGAACAUAUUCAUAAUAACGUACAGCUGACUAUAAUGAGUCAUCCCACUACAUCUUGACUUUUGACUUUUGACUUGCACAUUCCUACCAUAAGCAUACACCUCACAGUCACAAACCAUGUAUUUGCGCGCGGUCCAUGCUGAAUACGACAUCCCAACCCUCCGUGCCUUCAUUCGCAACAACCCACUAGGCAUAUUCACGACAGCCAUCGAAUCCUCGUCCUAUCCAUUCAUCCAAUCCAGCCACAUUCCAUGGCUCUUAGAUGUUCAGGAUGAAACUAGCGAUACGGAACUUGGGACUUUACGCGGACAUAUGGCACGCGCGAACCCACAGGCCAAGGCUAUUAUUGAAAGUCUGACUAGGGAAGGAGCGGAGGGAUCCCAUCAGGGGAACAAUGAUACAAGGGGGACACGGCGGACACCUAAUAAAUUGGAGAAGGAUGUGAUGGUGCUGUUCAACGCCCCUGUUCAUCACUAUGUCACGCCGAAAUUUUAUAAAGAGACGAAGCCGUCUACAGGCAAAGUGGUACCUACAUGGGACUAUGCUGCCGUACAAGUCUACGGCAAAGCGACUAUCUACUUUGACCACACCAGCGCCGACGCCCCUACCACAUCUGCAUACUUGAUGCGUCAAGUUAGCGACCUCUCGCAAUAUUCGGAGACGCAGAUCAUGGGGUACGACAAUGACUCGGACAACGAUAAUGACAAGGAGAAAGAGAAAGAGAAAGCGUGGCAGGUCUCGGAUGCGCCGAGUAGUUAUGUUGAGUUGCUCUUGAAGGCGAUUAUUGGGGUGGAGAUUGAGAUUGUGAGUAUGGCGGGCAAGUUUAAGAUGAACCAGGAGUCGACGAGGGCGGAUAGGGAGGGUGUGAUUGAGGGUUUUUUGAAGAUGGGGUCGGAGGAUGCUGUGAGGAUGGCCGAAUUUGUGAAGGCGAGAGGUGAAUUGGCUGAUUCGAGGAAGAAGGUAGCUUAGUAUACCUUAGCAUAUCUGAUUGUAGUGUCAGACAGAAAUCUUAUCCUGAGGAGACUACAUAGACAUGCGAAUUUGACAGGCUAAAUUACAGU